This is a messenger RNA of Penicillium verhagenii, 1680 nucleotides long. RefSeq names its product origin recognition complex subunit 2. Gene Ontology annotation, biological process: DNA replication. NCBI's taxonomy places the organism in Eukaryota, Fungi, Ascomycota, Eurotiomycetes, Eurotiales, Aspergillaceae. The transcript has a single exon. The coding region runs from base 1 to 1680 and encodes 559 amino acids. Gene Ontology annotation, molecular function: DNA replication origin binding. Gene Ontology annotation, cellular component: nuclear origin of replication recognition complex; nucleus. The record is from RefSeq and is a predicted model, not a curated record.
AUGAAGCGCAAGCUCUCGGACUCCGGCCUGGAAAAUGGUCAACCCGCAGGUUCGACCCCGAAAAGACCGCGGACCACCCGGGUGAAGGCCAAUGGGCCCCCAGACGGCGCGCCAGCACAAUCACCUCCGAACGGCGAUGCCACCUACGAAAUCCCUCCCCCAGGUCUAUCAACUCCUAAAAAGGCCAAUGGAACGGCGCCCACCCCGUUGAAAGAAUCCGGGCUGAAGACACCUACCCAAAAAUCCAAGGCGCGGAACCUCUUUGCGACUCCGACAAAACCGAAGACCCCUGCUGCAGGUACACCAGCUCGUCUCAAGAAGGCCGAUCAAUCAGCGAAGAAGAAGAGCGCCCGGGUAUUAUUUGAACGAACAGAGGAUAGUGAAUGGGAUGGGUCGGAGCAGCUGGCGGCGGAAAUUCUCCAAGAUGAGGAACCAGAAAAGCCUAGUGAACCGGCCACGGAGAGCGUUGAGGAUGCUAGUAAAGAGAAACCUAAAGGCAAGGACGCAAAGGCUCCCAAGCGCCGAGCCGGUCGACCUAAGGGUGCUGUGAACAAGCGGUCGCCGACACCAGAAGGCGAAUUACCUGCACAUGAGCGUUACUUCUUCCAGAACCGUGCCGGUACUAUCAAAACAUCCAAUACCACCUUGAAUAAGGUGCCUUUGCUGAACCAUGAGGAAUACUUCGAGAAGUUGGGACAAGCCGUGGAUCCUUGCGAAGAUGAGAAGGAAUAUUUACUCUCAUUGCAUCAUCGAUCAUUCCCGCAAUGGAAUUUUGAGUUCGAGGAAGGCUUCAACAUUUGUUUGUUUGGUUAUGGAUCCAAGCGCAAACUCGUACAAAAAUUUGCCGACUGGCUCUACCAUCGAUCGCCGUCCAAAAACCCAUCUAUUGUCCUUGUCAAUGGGUAUACUCCUGGUAUCUCGAUUCGUUCUAUCUUUGCGAUGAUUGCAACCGCAUUACUUGGCGAUGAUCUACCCACCAAACUAGGUGCACAGCCGACGGAAGUGCUGGAGCUUAUCCAGUCGGCGCUACAAAGCCGACCCGAUCACGAAGGAUCCAUAACAGUCCUCAUCAACUCGGUUGACGCACCGCCAUUGCGACGAGCAGCUAACCAAGCUCUGCUUGCUCGUCUAGCUACCACGCCACGAAUCCGUCUUCUUGUGACCGCCGAUACACCCAAUUUCACAGCAAUGUGGGAUAUCAGUCUACGCGAUCAACUAAAUCUGGUCUUCCACGACGGCACUACUUUCACCCCAUUUGCUGUUGAAGCAGAUGUUGUUGAAGAAGUGAAUUCUCUACUUGGCCGCAAGGGUCAACGCGCCGGCGGCAAGGAUGGUGUCGGUUUCGUCCUGAAGAGUCUUCCUGAGAAUGCACGCAAUUUAUACCGCCUUCUGCUGACAGAAGUGAUUACUUUAAUGGACGAUGGUCACCACUCCGACGACGAAGGUGCAAAUGGUGGGGAGAAUUCCGAUGAGCAUGGCGUUGAAUUCCGACUGCUGUACCAGAAAGCAACGGAGGAGUUCAUCGCGUCCUCUGAGAUGAUGUUCCGUACUUUGCUGAAGGAGUUCCACGAUCACCAAAUGAUCACAUCACGCAUGGAUCCCAGCGGCAUGGAAAUCCUGGGUGUCCCAUUAUCUCGCGAUGAAAUGGAAGGUGUGUUGGAAGAUCUGGUUCUCGGAUAA